Messenger RNA from Strongyloides ratti, 2421 nucleotides. Its product is annotated as Protein penguin. The transcript has 2 exons. NCBI's taxonomy places the organism in Eukaryota, Metazoa, Nematoda, Chromadorea, Rhabditida, Strongyloididae. Bases 1 to 2421 code for a protein of 806 amino acids. Gene Ontology annotation, molecular function: mRNA binding. Gene Ontology annotation, biological process: regulation of translation. The record is from RefSeq and is a predicted model, not a curated record. Gene Ontology annotation, cellular component: nucleolus.
AUGGCUAAAGCAGUAAAAAAGGCAGUUGCUAAAAAUUCAUCGCCUCAAACAUCUACAAAUGGUAAAAAAAAAGACAUAAAAACUACUCCAACAAAUGGUGAUGUUACUUCUGAUAUCAAAAAAACACCUGCAAAAAAAAGAAAGAUAACUGAAGACAUUGAAACUCCUUUGUCAGUAAAAAAACUUAGAUUUUUAGAGGAUCGUAAUGAGGUUAAAUUUUUUAAAAAAGGUAGUUUAUUACCACCAUUAAAGCCAUCACCCUGUACCCCAGGAAGAAGUAUUCUCAAGAGUUCAGCUACUUCUACACCUAUUGCUACUGUUGGUAAGAAAAAAAAAUCUUUUAAGCCAGGAAAAAAAGUUGUUAUUCCAAUUAAAAAAGAUGAAACUUCAUCUGAAGAGUCAGAAUCUGAUAAUGAAGAGCUUUUAAGCCAAACAGUUGAACCAAAGAAGAAUGGUAAGAAAGUUGUUGAAGAGAAAGAUACUAAAGAUAAAAAAAGUAAUGGCGAUAAUAACCUUGUAGCUAAUGGUAAAGGUAAAGAAAAUAAAAUUAUUAAAUCUCCUAGUGAUGAUAGUCAAUCGAUUAAGAAUGAACUUAAAGGUAAAAAGAAUAAAGAAAGUAAAGUAGCAACUUCUAAGGAAGAUAAAACUGUAGAAGUUCAAGAACAGAAAUCUGUCAAUAGUAAUGAUGAUGAUACUGAGGUAAAUAUUGAACCAAUAGAUAUUAGUGGUAAAGACGGUUCUUCUGAGUAUCAAAUUUUUACGAAAGAAGAUAAAGAGAAGAUGAAAGGAAUGACACCAGAAGAAAAAACUAAAUUUAUCAAUGCACGUCUCUAUGAAACUUGUAAGAGUAAGAAAAAGAGUGAAGUUAAGGAAUUUUUAAGAAAUCUUCGUGUCAAAAAGAAACCUCAUAUAAAAGUUGCUUAUGAAAUAAAGAAACUUUGGGAAGAACUAAGAAUGAAGAAAACAAACGCUAAUAGAAAAAAGGAGAUAGGUUUGGAGAUGAUAGUUAAAAUGAAGGGAGAAAUGUUAAAGCUUGUUAAUGGAAGGGAUACAUCAAAAGUUUUCCAAUGUUUACUUUGUCUUGAUGAUCCACAAAUAACAAAAUCUAUAUUAGAUGAAUUGAAUCCACAUUUGCUUACUAUGUCACGAUCAAAAUAUGGAAGUUUCUUCGUUACAAUGCUUUUUACAAAAACUCAUGCUGCAGAGAGACAAGCUCUUUUUGAUGCUUUUCGUGGACACAUUGUUAAACUUUACGAUAUUGUAUUUAGUGCCAAAGUAGUUGAUAUUCUUUAUAAUCAAGUGGCUACAGAAAAACAAAAAUUAGAUAUUUUGUGUGAAUUUUUUGGCAAAGAAUUUGUUAUAUUUAGACAACAGGAUGAUUUUAAAAAUGUUAAAGAAAUGUUUGAUAAAUAUCCUGAUAAAAAACCAAUUAUUUUGAAAAAUUUACUAUCAACAAUAAAAAAUUGUGUUGGUAAAAAAACAAUUUCUUUUGACUUUACUCAUGUAUUAAUUAAUACCUAUUUGGAUAAUUGUUCUAAAGAUCAAGGCAAAGAAGUAAUAGAUUUAUUAAGAGAAAAAAUUUUAGAUUUAACUUUAAAAAAAGGUGGCACAAAAAUUGCUCUUCGAAUUUUAUUUAAUAGUUCUGCCAAAGAACGUAAAAAUAUCAUAAAAUCUAUGACAUCACUUGUUUCAUCAAUUGCUAUGGACCAUAAUGGAUAUCAGCUUAUUCUUGGUUUAUUUGAUCAGAUGGAUGAUACUGUUUUAGUUAAUAAAACAAUAACAAGUGAAUUAAUAAAUCAUUUACCUGAUAUUGUUAAAAGUCAUAAUGGUAAUGUUGUUCUUCAAUAUAUGGUACAACCAAGAGAUCCAAAAAUUAUUGAUUCUCAUGUAAUUGACCUUCUAUCAUCAGGUGAUAAUAACGAACACUCAAAAAAAGAUCGUACUCUUCGUGCUCAACAAAUUUAUGAUGAGAUUAAAGAUCCUCUUUUUCAAUAUGUUACAAAUUUUGGAAGAGAUAUUUUAAAGAAUAAGUUUACUGCUCAUUUAUUAUAUACUAUUUUUGAGAAUAACAAGGAUACUUAUCUUGUUGAUCGUCAAGUUCCUGAUACUGUUCGUGAAACUAUAUAUAAAAAAAUUGCUGAUGUUAUUGAGGAAUACUUUAAAAAGGAUGAAGAUGAGUCAAAAAAUUAUAAAUUUUUGGAAAGAAAUCGUCAAGCAAACUUUACUAUUAAUGAAUUAUUGAAAACUGAUAAAAAAUGUACCAUUAAAUUGUCGUCAUUUUUAGUAAACAUUGACAAAAACUGUUUUCCAGUUUUAUUAAAAACUAAUGUUGGAAAAAAUCUUAUUUCAAAUAUGUAUAAAUAUGGAAACAAAAGUGUUAAAGAUUUUGUUAAAAAAGUUGCACCUUCUGCUAUACAUUAG